Molecule: messenger RNA, 2433 nt
Organism: Artibeus jamaicensis (Jamaican fruit-eating bat)
Lineage: Eukaryota; Metazoa; Chordata; Mammalia; Chiroptera; Phyllostomidae
Product: trophinin-like
Biological process (GO): negative regulation of transcription by RNA polymerase II
Cellular component (GO): nucleus
Source: RefSeq, a predicted model, not a curated record
AUGCCUCGUGGUCACAAGAGUAAGCUCCGUGCUCGUGAGAAACGCCGCCAAAACAGAGCUGAGACACAAAGUCUUCAGAGCGCUGAGGCCGCUACAGAAGAUGCAGAGGCCGCCUGCUCCUCCUCCUCAGUUCUAGCAGACGCUCCCUCAAGUGCCACUGGUGCUGGUCCUCUCCAGACACCUUCGAGUGACCCAGCCAGCACCAGUGCUGCUGCAGGUGUUUCAGGCAAAAGAUCUGCUGGAAAAGCCAAAGGCCGAGUUUGGAAAAGUAGAAGUUCCUCCCAGGCCUCACCUUCCCCUGAGAGCUUUGGCCUAGAUAUCCUCACUCAGAAGGCAAGUCACUUGGUAGACUAUCUUCUGACUCAGUAUCAAAUGAAGGAGCCCAUUAGAAAGGCAGACAUGCUGAAGAUAGUCCACAAAUGGUACAGAAAGGACUUUCCUGAGAUUCUCAAGAUGGCCUCAGACCACAUGGAUCUGGUGUAUGGUCUAGAAUUGAAAGAAGUCAAGCCCAAUGGUAACUUCUACACCCUGGUCCAGAAUGAAGAUGCCGCCAGCGAUGAGAGUCUGAGCAGAGCCUGGAGAUUUCCUGUAAAAGGGAUUCUGAUGCCUCUCCUGAGUGUGAUCUUCCUGAAUGGCAACUGCACCUCUGAGGAGGAGAUCUGGAAAUUCCUGAGUAUAAUGGGCAUCUAUGAUGGAAAGUCUCACUUCAUUUUUGGAGAUACCAGGAAGCUUAUCACCCAAGAUUUGGUACAGGAAGAAUACCUGGUGUACCGGCAGGUGGCCAACAGCGAUCCUCCACGCUACGAGUUCCUCUGGGGUCCAAGAGCCCACGCUGAGACCAGCAAGAUGAAAAUCCUGGAGUUCGUGGCCAAGAUGAAUGAUAACGUCCCCACUGCCUUCCCAGCCUAUUACGAAGAGGCUUUGAAAGAUGAGGAAGAGAGAGCCCGAGCUGCACCCAGGGCUAGCAGUCCUUCCAAGAACGUUUCUUUAGGUUCAGAAUGGAAGUUUAAGAAUGACAGGGAUGACACAUGUAUUGCCAUAUACCAGGUUAGCAGUAAGCGUGGUCUUAUUGAAAUACAAAUUGGGACUCCUUCGAUCACUUUUGUGAUCCAGAAGAAGAGCCAGGGUCUUUCCCGGUGCGCCCAGGCCGCUGCUUUCCGGUUCAGGGCGGAUUCUCAGGCUGCGCCCGGAGUCAACCUGAGGACCUACAGGGCGACCUUCGGAAACCACAGCUCUCCAAGAGGGUCAGAACUGCUUUCAAAACAAGGGCCUGAGGGGUUAAGAGUUGACAUCUAUCCUGAAAAGCAGGCUGCGAAGAGCAGCAAUCCUGCCUUCAGCACUGGGAGGCACCAGGAGGAGGAGACAGAUAAAAACGGAAGUAAUAUCCCCUCUAGCGCCAUCAUGCCUCGUGGUCACAAGAGUAAGCUCCGUGCUCGUGAGAAACGCCGCCAAAACAGACCUGAAACCCAAAGUCUUAAGAGUGCUCAGGCAGCUACUGGAGAGGAAGAAGAGGCCACUUGCUCUUCCUCUUCUGUUCUGGCAGAUGCUGCCUCCAGCUCUGCUGGUGCUGGUCCUCUCCAGGCAUCUCUGAGUGACCCAGCCACCACCAGUGCUGCUGCAGGUGUUUCAAGUGAAAGAUGCCCUGGAAAAGCCAAGGGCCAUGGUAGUAAAAGUAAACAUUCAUCUGGGGCUUCAGCUUCCACUGGGAUCCCUGGCAAAGAUCUUCUAAAUAAGAAGGCUACACAGUUAGUAGAGUACCUGAUAUAUCAGUAUCAAAUGAAGGAGCCCAUUAGAAAAGCAGACAUGCUGAAGAUAGUCCACAAAUGGUGCAGGAAGGACUUCCCUGAGAUUCUCAGGAAGGCCUCUGAGCACAUAAAUCUGUUCUUUGGCCUAGAAUUGCAAGAAGUCAAGCCCAGUGGUAACUAUUACAUACUUGUAGACAGUCAGGGUGACACCAGCUAUGGGGAUCUGAGCAGAGGCUGGAGAUUUCCUAUAAAAGGGAUUCUGAUGCCUCUCCUAAGUAUGAUCUUCCUGAAUGACAACUGUGCCUCUGAGGAGGAGAUAUGGGGAUUCCUGAAUAAUUUGGGCAUCUAUGAUGGAAAGAGUCACUUCAUUUUUGGAGAGCCUAGGAAGCUUAUCACCCAAGAUUUGGUGCAGGAAGAAUACCUGGUGUACCAGCAGGUAGGAAACAGUGAUCCUCCAUCCUAUGAGUUCCUUUGGGGUCCAAGAGCCCACACUGAGAGCGGCAAGAUGAAGGUUUUACAGUUUUUGGCCAAGCUCAAUGAUAGUGAACCCACAGCUUUCACAGGUUAUUAUGAAGAGGCUUUGAAAGAUGAGGAUGAGAGAUUCCAAGCUGCACCCAGACCUAGCAGUCCUUCCAAGACCAGUGGGCACCCCAGAGCCACAUCCAGUCACUGCUCUCCCCCUGAGUGA